AGAAACUCAAGCACCACAAAAUCAUCUUCGUGGUGGGUGGUCCUGGCUCAGGGAAAGGGACCCAGUGUGAGAAGAUUGUGCAGAAGUAUGGCUACACUCACCUCUCCACGGGGGACCUGCUGCGGGCAGAGGUCAGCUCGGGCUCGGAGCGGGGCAAGAAGCUGCAGGCCAUCAUGGAGAAGGGCGAGCUGGUGCCUCUGGACACGGUGCUGGACAUGCUGCGGGACGCCAUGGUGGCCAAAGCGGAUGUGUCCAAGGGCUUCCUCAUCGACGGCUACCCCCGUGAGGUGAAGCAGGGAGAGGAGUUCGAGAAGAAGAUUGCCCCCCCCACGCUGCUGCUCUACGUGGACGCAGGGAAGGAGACGAUGGUGAAACGCCUGCUGAAGCGAGGGGAGACCAGUGGGCGGGUGGAUGACAACGAGGAGACCAUCAAGAAGCGUUUGGAGACCUACUACAAGGCCACCGAGCCUGUCAUCGCCUUCUACAAGAGCAGAGGCAUCGUCCGCCAGCUCAACGCCGAGGGCUCCGUGGAGGAGGUUUUCCAGCAGGUCUGCUCCCACCUUGACAGCCUG
Pelecanus crispus (Dalmatian pelican) is the source of this 572-nucleotide messenger RNA. Lineage: Eukaryota; Metazoa; Chordata; Aves; Pelecaniformes; Pelecanidae. The record is from RefSeq and is a predicted model, not a curated record.